AAAUCAAUCUUGACUCACCGCUGAGCAAACGCAGUCACGUCCCACAUUAAAAAACCAGAAAAGAAUCAAUUUCGUGUCUACACAAACCGUACACAUAUAUACAUAUAUACAGACACCAUGGCUGCAGCUUCAGCAGCCCCACUUGCCAUUAGCGGAGUUGUGAAAAUGGGCACCCUACCACAGGCAUAUUUGGAAAGCCAGAAAGUCAAAGAAACUAAAGCCCUUAUUUCGGAGCUGUGCCGCCAGUUCUACCACCUGGGUUGGGUUUCUGGGACUGGUGGCAGCAUCACAAUCAAAGUCCAUGAUGACUCAAUUCCUAAAUCCCAACAGCUUAUUGUCAUGUCCCCCUCAGGUGUGCAGAAGGAAAGAAUGGUGGAUGAGGAUAUGUAUGUGUUGUCACCAAAUGGAUCAAUCUUGUCUGAACCAUUGGCGAAGCCAUGGCCCCAUAAAGCUCCCAAAUGUUCUGAUUGCGCUCCCCUGUUCAUGAGGGCAUAUGAGAUGCGUAAUGCUGGUGCUGUCAUCCACAGUCAUGGAAUGGAAUCUUGCCUCGUAACAAUGAUCAACCCAUUAUUAAAAGAAUUUCGGAUUACUCAUAUGGAAAUGAUCAAAGGAAUUCAAGGGCAUGGAUAUUAUGAUGAACUUGUCGUCCCAAUUAUAGAGAAUACUGCCCAUGAGAGAGAGCUCACAGAAUCUCUCGCCGAAGCAAUUAAAGCAUACCCCAAAGCUACAGCUGUGCUUGUCCGGAACCAUGGAGUAUACAUAUGGGGUGAUUCUUGGAUUAGUGCAAAAACCCAGGCUGAAUGUUACCACUAUCUCUUUGAUGCUGCAAUUAAACUCCAUCAAUUAGGAUUGGACUGUUCAACUCCUUCUCAUGGUCCCAUUCAUAGUCCCAAUGGAAUUUUAGGCUCGAAUGGAAAAGUUUCUGCAAAGGCAGGGAUUCUUUCUUCAAAUAAUAGCAUUGAGCCAUCAAGACGCUGCAUUAUACUGGAUAUUGAAGGAACCACCACUCCUAUAUCGUUUGUUACAGAUGUGCUCUUUCCGUAUGCACGUGAGAAUGUGGGGAAGCAUCUAGAACUGACAUAUGAAGAGGCAGAAACUCAAGAUGAUAUCAAGUUACUCAAAGCUCAGGUCCUAGAAGAUCUAGAAAAUGGUAUUGCUGGUGCGGUUCCCAUCCCCUCUGAUGGAGGGAAAGAGGAGGUGAUUGCAGCUUUGGUUGCUAAUGUGGAGGCAAUGAUUAAAGCUGACCGUAAAAUUACUUCCUUGAAGCAAUUACAAGGUCACAUAUGGCGGACAGGAUUUCAGAGGAAUGAGAUAGAGUCACUUGUGUUUGAUGAUGUACCUGAAGCUCUGGAAAAGUGGCAUGCCUUGGGAAUCAAGGUUAUUCUUGCUUCCAACUUGUUCAUAAAGCCUGCACGUAUCUUUUUGGAAACUGUAGCUCCAUCAGUAUCAUAGUAAAUGAACCAAAAU
This is a messenger RNA of Olea europaea var. sylvestris, 1467 nucleotides long. RefSeq names its product probable bifunctional methylthioribulose-1-phosphate dehydratase/enolase-phosphatase E1 1. Gene Ontology annotation, molecular function: methylthioribulose 1-phosphate dehydratase activity; metal ion binding. The transcript has 9 exons. The record is from RefSeq and is a predicted model, not a curated record. Lineage: Eukaryota; Viridiplantae; Streptophyta; Magnoliopsida; Lamiales; Oleaceae. Gene Ontology annotation, cellular component: cytoplasm. The coding region runs from base 118 to 1452 and encodes 444 amino acids.